Molecule: messenger RNA, 632 nt
Organism: Triticum aestivum (bread wheat)
Lineage: Eukaryota; Viridiplantae; Streptophyta; Magnoliopsida; Poales; Poaceae
Product: transcription factor IBH1-like 1
Exons: 2
Coding region: 1-579 (192 amino acids)
Biological process (GO): regulation of DNA-templated transcription
Molecular function (GO): protein dimerization activity
Source: RefSeq, a predicted model, not a curated record
AUGCGUGCAGGAGCGCCCCUCUCCAUCCAUCGACAUUACUUGCCAGUGCAAGUACAUCCUGUCUCGGCUCAAGCAAAAGAACAGAAACAGCCAAACGCAUGCACCAAGUCCUUGAAGCAGGCCUUGCUCAAGAACCUCCUCCUUGGCCUCCAGCUCCAAGCACACACCAGCACAACCUUCGGUGGAGCCACGAGCCUCCGCGAGAGGAAGCGCGCCAUCAAGUCCUCCGUGGACGUCGCCAUGGCAGCUGCGCACGGCGGCGUUGCGAGGUGGCCCAUCUUGGCUCCGACAUCCAGUUCGUGCAAGGUGCAGAGGUGUAGGAGGAUCAUGAGGAGGAGCUACCACCGGAAGAGGAGCUGGGGGAGAUCAGGCCGCGCCGGUGGUGACGACGCUGCAGGGAGGCUGGCGAGGAGCAGGACCAUGGCGCUGAGGGAGAUGAUACCGGGAGGCCAGGACUCCACCGUCGACGAGGCCACUCUGUUACGCGAGGCCAUGGAUUACGCCGUACACCUGCGUGCUCAGGUCAACGUGCUUCGCCGGCUCUCGGAAGCCGUGCAAAUAUGUAGCUCCAGUGAUUGACCAUGCACUUCCAAAGGAGGCAUGAUUAAAGUACCAGGUGGUGGCUUGCCAGU